This is a messenger RNA of Centruroides sculpturatus (bark scorpion), 441 nucleotides long. RefSeq lists its product as uncharacterized. Lineage: Eukaryota; Metazoa; Arthropoda; Arachnida; Scorpiones; Buthidae. The coding region runs from base 1 to 441 and encodes 146 amino acids. The record is from RefSeq and is a predicted model, not a curated record. The transcript has 3 exons.
AUGAAUGUUGUUCAAUGUCUUUACAGCAAUAAUCAUUCAGGAAAUGUUUUCUAUUCCUUAAGUUUUAAUCCUAAGAUUGUUUUAGCACAUGAGUUAAAUCAAACACAACAAUCCACUUCUGGCUGCAUAUUUGAUGAGGCAGAAAAAACAAAUAUAGUAAAUGUACAUGAUGAUAAUGAAAUGUUUAAUGAAAGUAUUUCAUUGUCACCAUGUACAUUUGAUGCACAGCCACCAAAAAAGAAAAAGAAGAUGGGAGGAAAGGAGAAAGAAAAUUUUUAUGAAUGUGCAAUGAAUGCUCUCUGUAAUGAACCAAGGAAGGAUGUGUUUGAUGAAUUUGGCAGUAUUAUAGCUACCAAACUACGAACACUUCCUCAGAAAAAUGCCUUAGAUUUGCAAAUGAAGAUAUUUUCACUUAUUAUAGAAGAAGAAAAAAUGUUAUGA